AUGGGCCAAACAAGCGAAGCAAACGCCAAAGCCGUCGGUGCUGAACUGGCGGCUGUCCUGCCAGACAUUGGCCCCUGGUAUAAGCAAACUCACAUUUUACGCCUCAACCUCUGCAUUGCCUCCCUCAUCAUGUGUGCCUCCGCAAACGGAUACGACGGCUCCAUGAUGAACGGACUUCAGGCCUUGCCCCAGUGGCAUGCGUUCAUGAAGCAGCCGACUGGCGCCUGGCUUGGAUUCGUCAACGCUGCCUACUCCCUCGGCAAUGUUCUCGUGUACCCCAUUGCCGCGUGGGUUUGCAACAAGUACGGCCGCAAGAUGGGUAUCUACGUGUCCUGGGUUUGUCUAGGUGCUGGAUCGAUCCUGCAGACCGCUGCACCCAACGACGCCGCAUUUGUCUGCGCCCGCUUCAUCAUCGGCUUUGCCUCUGGGUUCUUCCUUUCGGCGCCUCUGCUGAUCACUGAGAACGCAUACCCGACGCACCGCGGGUUGGUUUCCGCUUUAUACAACUGUGGUUGGUAUUUUGGUGCCGUGGUGGCGGCCUGGGCAACAUACGGCACAAGAAACCUCGACCACUGGGCAUGGCGACUGCCCUCGCUGUUGCAAAUCACCCUGCCCGUUCUCUCAAUUCCCGGCCUGCUACUCAUUGGAGAGUCUCCACGCUGGCUGGUGUCGGUGGACCGAACCGACGAGGCAAGGAAAAUUAUUGCUCGCAAUCAUGCCGGCGGCGACUCGCACUCACCUCUCGUCAUUUUUGAGAUGAUGGAGAUUGAAGAGACUAUCCAAGCCGAAAAGGAAGCCCACUCGGAAACAAAGUGGUCGGAUCUCUGGAGCACCCCUGGCAACCGACACCGUCUCUUUAUUUCUGUCAGCUUGGGAGUCUUCGCGCAAUGGUGUGGUGUUGGUGUUGUCAGCUACUACCUGGCCAUGGUACUUUCAUCUGUCGGUAUCACCUCUGUCGAUGACCAAACUCUCAUCUCAGCUUGCAUACAAAUCUGGAAUCUCAUAUGCGCCUCUACCGCUGCGAUCAUGGUUGACAGGGCCGGCCGGCGAGGCUUGUUCUUGGCUUCGGGCACCAUCAUGUUGAUCUCCUUCUCUAUUGUUACUGGUCUCUCCGGCAGCUUUGCCAAUACUGGCAAUGCACCAACUGGCACAGCAGUGAUUCCGUUCCUCUUCAUAUUCUACCUCGGCUACGACAUUGCCCUGACCCCACUGAUGGUGUCUUACCCCGUCGAGAUUUGGCCAUAUCGCCUACGCGCCAAGGGUCUCACGGUUGCACUAAUGACAAGCAUCGGCUGCAUCUUUUUCAACACAUUCGUCAACCCCAUUGCCCUCGAGACUGUCGAAUGGAAGUACUAUUUUGUCUUCCUGGCCGUUCUCGUCAUCAUGCUCAUCAGCGUCUGGUUCUACUACCCCGAGACCAGAGGCCGCACUUUGGAGAACAUGGCUUAUCUGUUCGAUGGUGAGACUGCCGAAGUGGGCGCGGGCAAUGCCUCAUCCGCGCUAAAGGAGGCGGAGGCAUCCCAUGUGGAGGUGACAGACAAGAGUUAG
Colletotrichum orchidophilum is the source of this 1548-nucleotide messenger RNA. RefSeq lists its product as uncharacterized. Gene Ontology annotation, cellular component: membrane. NCBI's taxonomy places the organism in Eukaryota, Fungi, Ascomycota, Sordariomycetes, Glomerellales, Glomerellaceae. The transcript has 5 exons. Gene Ontology annotation, molecular function: carbohydrate:proton symporter activity. The record is from RefSeq and is a predicted model, not a curated record. Gene Ontology annotation, biological process: carbohydrate transport; transmembrane transport. Bases 1 to 1548 code for a protein of 515 amino acids.